UCCUUUGCUCUAUCUUCUUCAACAGUGCAUGCCACGCAUCAGAAUUUCAGAGCCUCUCUCUCAUACUUUUCUUCUUUCCGCAACACAAACACAAACGCUCCUCAGUUCCACGCUUUCUCACUUCGCUUGAAUCUUCGUUUGUUUGCAAACAACACAUUUUUUCACUCUUGAAUAUGGCGACGGCUGGUGGUGGCGGUGGUGGUGGCUGCGUGGCCGUAAUGGCAGGCAGUUGUACUGUCUCCACUCCGUCGUCGAGUUACGGAGGCGGCGCGUGUUCUUCCAAUUCCAAAGACACUCUCAUCGAAUCGCCGAUUUUGAUAUUCUGUUUAUUCCACAAAGCUAUUAGCUCGGAGCUCCAGUCCCUCCACGCAACCGCCUUCGAUUUCGUUUCCAACCGCCGCCAUUCACAACCACACUCUCCCCUCAAAAUCAUGUCCUUCUCCCAUCGCUGCCACUUCCUUCGCACUCUCUACAAGCACCACUGCAAUGCUGAGGACCAGGUCAUAUUUCCUGCCUUAGAUAAACGAGUGAAGAAUGUUGCACACACCUAUUUUUUGGAACAUGAGGGAGAGGGUCUUCUUUUUGAUCAAUUGUUUAAGUUGCCAAAUUCCAAUUUGCUAAAUGAAGAGAGCUAUGGAAGAGAAUUAGCUUCUUGCAUUGGAGCCCUUCGAACAUCAAUUUGCCAGCAUAUGUUUAAGGAAAAGGAACAGGUCUUCCCUUUGGUUAUUGAGAAAUUUUCAUCUGAAGAGCAGGGGUCAUUGGUAUGGCAAUUUCUUUGUAGCAUACCGGUCAAAAUGAUGGCAGAAUUUCUUCCCUGGCUUGCUUCAUAUAUAUCAUCUGAUGAGUAUCAAGGUCUGCUUAGUUGCUUGUGCACAAUAAUUCCCAAAGAGAAGCUUCUUCAUCAGGUCAUCUUUGGAUGGAUGGAAGGACUAAAGAUAAAACAUAGAAAGUGCACGCAUGAUACCAAGGUUCAAUGGAAGGAUGUUGGUAUGAGCAACUUACUCAGUCAUAAUGAAAAGGUGUAUUCUAUUUGUGGAUCUUCCAAAACUGUCAAAAGGAAAAGGGUGGGGCUAAAUGAAGAUCCUACUAAUUCAAAUAUAUCAUGCCCUUUAGAUGAAUUGUUACUUUGGCACAAGGCUAUAAAGCAAGAAUUGAGUGAUUUAGCUGAGACAGCUAGAAAGAUACAGCUAUCUGAAGAAUUUUCUAAUUUGUCAUCAUUUAGUGGGAGGCUGCAAUUUAUAACUGAAGUCUGCAUCUUCCAUAGCAUUGCUGAGGACAGAGUAAUAUUCCCUGCUAUAAAAGCAGAGCUGCAUUUUCUCCAAGACCACACAGAUGAAGAACUCCAAUUUGACAAGCUUAGGUGUCUGAUAGAUAGUAUCCAAAGUGCUGGAGCUGACUCAUCAUCUGCUGAAUUUUAUUUUAAGUUGAGCUCCCAUACCGAACAAAUCACAGAUACUAUAUUGAAGCACUUUGAAGACGAGGAAGCUCAGGUUCUUCCACUGGCACGAAAAUUAUUUAGUCCCCAAAGGCAACGAGAAUUACUUUAUGAAAGCUUGUGCUCAAUGCCCUUGAAAUUGAUUGAGUGCGUGUUACCAUGGCUGGUUGGAUCACUUAAUCAAACUGAAGUUAGAUCAUUUCUUCAGAAUAUGUAUAUGGCAGCCCCAGCUACGGAUCAUGCAUUGGUUACCCUUUUCUCUGGUUGGGCAUGCAAUGGAUAUUCUAGGAACAGUUGCUUCUAUUCAAGCACAACAGGUUUAUGUCCUGAUAGGAGAUUGAUGGAAAUACCAUUUUGCAUGUGUGAACCUUCAUUCGGUCUCAAUGAAAAAUCUUCAGCCAUUCAACAAGAAGAUGAAAAUGGCUGUAUUGGACCAGUCAAGCAUGGAAAGCCUGAAUCAAAGCAAGACAAUGAUGUUGCUAACCUGAUGGUAACUGGAAAAACCCUCAGCUCAUCUCUUAAUCAGUCUUGCUGUGUCCCUGAAUUAAGGGUGAAUGCAAGUAAUCUAGGGCUUGGUUCUUUGGCCUUAACAAAGUCUCUGCGAGAACUAUCUGAUUACCCAUCUGCACCUUCCCUCAAUUCCAGUCUUUUUAUGUGGGAAACCAAUUUAGUCUCGGCUGACAAUCAAUGCAUUACACGGCCUAUUGAUAACAUAUUUAAAUUUCACAAAGCCAUACGGAAAGACUUGGAGUAUUUAGAUGUUGAAUCUGUAAAACUCAAUGAUUGUGAUGAAAUUUUCAUUCAGCAAUUCACUGGUAGAUUUUGCUUGUUGUGGGGUUUGUAUAGAGCUCAUAGUAACGCUGAGGAUGAUAUAGUAUUUCCAGCAUUAGAAUCAAAAGAUAAUCUUCACAAUGUGAGCCAUUCUUACACUUUGGAUCACCAGCAGGAAGAGAAGUUGUUUUUAGAUAUCUCUUCUGGACUCACUCAGCUUACUCAAUUACAUGAAUUGCUAUAUAAAAAGAAUUGGUCUGAUCAUAUAACUAAUUGUUUCUCUAAUUAUGCUGGUUGCUAUGAUAUUGAUACUGUACAAAAUUACAACGAGCUCUCUACAAAGAUUCAGGGCAUGUGCAAAUCUAUCAGAGUGACACUAGAUCAACAUAUUCUCAGGGAGGAACUUGAGUUAUGGCCAUUGUUUGAUAGACACUUUUCUCUGGAAGAACAGGAUAAAAUUGUUGGUCAUAUAAUUGGUACUACAGGGGCAGAGGUUCUCCAGUCAAUGCUGCCAUGGGUAACUUCUGCUCUCGCACAAGACGAGCAAAACAAAAUGAUAGAUACAUUGAAACAGGCUACCAAAAACACUAUGUUCUGUGAGUGGCUUAAUGAAUGGUGGAAAGGACCUGCUUCAUCUUUAAAUAUCACUACACCAGGAGAUUACUCACUAGGUACUGAUGCAUAUGAAGAUUCAGAGCAUAGCUUUCUUGCAUUCCGACCUGGAUGGAAAGAUAUAUUCAGGAUGAACCAGAAUGAACUUGAAUCAGAAAUAAGAAAAGUUUCUCAAGAUUCAACUCUUGAUCCAAGAAGAAAAGCAUAUCUUAUUCAAAAUCUAAUGACCAGUCGCUGGAUAGCUUCUCAGCAGAAGUCGUCUCAAUCAUUGGGAGUUGAAUCUUCAAAAGGAGAUAUAUUGGAAACUUCACUUUCGUUUCAUGAUCCAGAGAAAAAAAUAUUUGGAUGUGAGCAUUACAAAAGAAAUUGUAAACUCCGUGCUGCUUGCUGUGGAAAACUAUUCACGUGUCAGUUCUGUCACGACAAAGUUAGUGACCAUUUGAUGGAUAGGAAGGCUACAACUGAGAUGAUGUGCAUGCAGUGCCAGAAAAUACAGCCUGCUGGACCAGUUUGUGCAACACCUUCCUGUGGCAGUCUCUUGAUGGCAAAGUACUACUGUAGUAUUUGCAAACUUUUUGAUGAUGAAAGGACUGUUUAUCAUUGCCCUUUCUGCAAUCUAUGCCGUCUGGGAAAGGGACUUGGUGUUGACUUCUUUCACUGCAUGCAGUGUAAUUGUUGCAUGUCAAAGAAAUUGGUUGAUCACAUAUGCCGGGAAAAGGGUUUAGAAACAAACUGCCCCAUCUGCUGUGAUUUUUUGUUCACAUCCAGUGAAUCUGUCAGAGCUCUCCCUUGUGGACAUUUCAUGCAUUCUGCUUGUUUUCAGGCAUACACAUGUAGCCACUACAUCUGUCCAAUUUGUAGCAAAUCUAUGGGAGAUAUGUCGGUUUACUUUGGCAUGCUUGAUGCUCUACUGGCUUCUGAGGAACUCCCAGAAGAAUAUCGGAAUCAAUGUCAGGAUAUACUUUGCAAUGACUGCCAUGAGAAGGGUACUGCACCAUUUCAUUGGCUAUACCACAAGUGUGGGUUUUGCGGAUCUUACAACACAAGGAACGAAAACAAUUAACCAACUGAUGAGUAACAACAAAGAGCUACAAGCAGCAAAGCCCAAUGUGAGUAACAGCAAGGAGUUGCAAACAGCAAGGCCCAAGAGGCAAAGCCACACUCCUAGUCAUUUGAAGGAUUACGUAUUAGUUGCAUAAUCAUUCACGUGCGCAUGCAAGUUAGUAGGAGCUGCACUUGUAUCUUCUAGAAGCUUAGGGAAUAAGGAAUAUUAUUGUUGAAUCUGUUAGCUUUCUGUUAGGUCGUUAGUAUCCUGUGGCUCACAUGUAGUAACAGUAAUCUCUAUAAAUGUAAGGGAAGCGCUUGUGAAGGAUAUUAAGAAAAGCAUUAUCACAA
Molecule: messenger RNA, 4213 nt
Organism: Glycine soja
Lineage: Eukaryota; Viridiplantae; Streptophyta; Magnoliopsida; Fabales; Fabaceae
Product: zinc finger protein BRUTUS-like
Exons: 15
Coding region: 174-3881 (1235 amino acids)
Biological process (GO): ubiquitin-dependent protein catabolic process; protein ubiquitination
Cellular component (GO): nucleus
Molecular function (GO): zinc ion binding; ubiquitin protein ligase activity
Source: RefSeq, a predicted model, not a curated record